Fraxinus pennsylvanica is the source of this 435-nucleotide messenger RNA. The record is from the annotation of a GenBank genome assembly. NCBI's taxonomy places the organism in Eukaryota, Viridiplantae, Streptophyta, Magnoliopsida, Lamiales, Oleaceae.
AUGAAGGGAAAAUACACUGAGGUGAGGAGACUAUAUGAAGGAGAUAAGACCUCUUCAAGUUCUGAACUAGAAAAAUCUUCCAACGGUGACGAUUCAGAUGAUUUUUGGAAGUCGUUUGUAGUACCAUCGGUGGUCAAUCAAUCAAAAGGUGAAAGCGAUUUACUUCCAGCACAGGAGAAAAAAGAAGUAGCCAAAACAGAAAGCAGUGAACUUGAUUCCAGCAUGCCAAAAUCUAGAUUAAAACCCAAGGCUGCAAAAUGGAACGAAUGGAAACCGGAAGAGGUUAAAAAGCAAAUUGAAUUGCAUGGGGAACUCAACAGAAGAUUCCAAGUUCCCAGGAGACGGAUGGCCCUCUGGGAAGAAAUAUCUUCAAAUCUGUUAUCUGAUGGAAUUACUAGAAGUGUCGGACAAUGCAAAGAAAAACAACAUUCGUAA